UGGGCAGGUCACGUGGUCCGGUCCACGGGAAACCUGCGGUUUCACGUUUCUGAAAUGGGAGAGAGAGGAAGGAGCGGAGAAAGAGACGCGGACAAGGUGAUUCCUCGACACACUCUACGUUCGUACAAGGUUUGCAUUCUGACCUGCAAGCCAAUGUAAGUCGUGUUGAGUGACUGCUGUGAACGAGGGACCAUCGCCAUCCUCAUGUCCAAUGGAGGAGGCUUUUACGGACGCACUGAGCGUGUUCGCCAGGCGCCGUACUAUGACCAGGUUCCCCAGGGUUCCUUACCCCGAAGGGACUCCUACGACCUGCAUCCCCUGAGAGAGGAGAGAGCCCCCCAUCUGGCUCAGAGCGCCGACCCUCUCCCUCCUCCGCCUCUGCCCGAGCAGCCUCCCGUCGGCCCCGAGUUCGACCCCAGCGGCAGUGAGGACGACGCAGACCCCGACACGGACCCUGCCAUCGACAUCAAGCCGGUCCACCGCUUCAUCCCUGACUCCUGGAAGAACUUCUUCAGAAGGAGCGACAGCGGCAGCAAAAAAUCGUGGUCCAUGCCUGCCUCUUCAUAUAACAACAACAACAGCACUGGGGGGGUGCCCUGUUCGCCCCCACAUUCCCCCUCCCUCCCCGGAUCACACCAGGAUCCUUAUGGCGACUCAGGCGGCAGCUACAACUCCCGUAAGGAGCUUCUGGAUGGACAGGACGCCCAUGGGUCCGUCUCAGGGCGGACUUACCACACUGGUCUGACUUACGGCGAGCGGGUGGAAGAGUACCACCAGCGCUACGGCUACAUGAAGUCGUGGGCGGGUCUGCUUAGGAUUCUGGGCUGUGUGGAGCUGCUGCUGGGCGCAGCUGUGUUCGCCUGCGUCUGCGCUUACAUCCACAAAGACAAUGAGUGGUUCAACAUGUUUGGAUACUCAUCUCCAGGAGGAGCGUACGGUGCAGGUUACUACGGUGGCGGAACAAGCGGGACUUAUUACACCGGCCCCAAAACCCCGUUUGUGUUGGUGGUGGCGGGUCUGGCCUGGUUGGUGACUGUGAUUGUGCUGGUGCUGGGGAUGACCAUGUACUACCGCACCAUCCUGCUGGACUCCUCCUGGUGGCCUCUGACUGAGUUUAUCAUCAACUUAGCCUUGGCGGUGCUCUACAUGGCAGCAGCCAUUGUCUAUGUCCGAGACACGACCCGUGGAGGGCUCUGCUCCUACCCGGUCUUCAACAACGGCAUCAACGGGGUGUUCUGCAGAACGGAGGCCGGCCAGACUGCAGCCAUCAUCUUCCUGUUUGUCACCAUGGUGGUGUAUCUCAUUGGAGCCAUCGUGUGCCUUAAGCUGUGGAGGCAUGAAGCUAAUCGCAGGCACCGGGAGAGGUACGGCCAUGAGAUGCAGCCCUCUGAGAUGCAUGCCGUGCGGUCAACGAUGGUCCCUGUUUCUGCUCCGGCUCCCAGAUCUCCAAAGCAGAUCCGAGAUUCCUCAUACGUUCCGAUCCAAGUUGCACCGAAAGCAGCUCCUACAAAGGUUUUGCAGGGAACAAUACCAUCAGGACACAUCCCAAAACCGGUCAUUGUGCCCGACUACAUAGCUAAAUACCCAACGAUCCGGACCGAUGAGGAGCGGGACCAGUACCGAGCUGUGUUCAACGACCAGUACGCAGAGUACAAAGAGCUCCACGCGGAGGUGCAAGUAACCCUCAAGAGGUUUGACGAGAUGGACACCAUGAUGCGAAGUCUGCCGCAGCACCCCACCAGCCAGACGGAGGCGGAUCGCAUCGGCAGGAUCCUGCAGGACUACCAGAAGAAGAAAAAUGACCCGACCUUCCUGGAGAAGAAGGAGCGCUGCGAGUACCUGAAGAGCAAACUGUCGCACAUCAAACAGAAGAUCCAGGAAUACGACAAAGUGAUGGAGUGGAACGAUGGAUACAUAGCAGCAGUUUCAGUCGACAGCAACAGGCUGUUUUCACAGAUCAGCACUAGAGGAUCCAUCAGCAUGUCUUCCAGGCCCAACGGGAGUCCGCCUCCCUACGAGUCAGAUAAUGGAUAUCAUGCUCCUACGCAGCCAGCCUACUCUUACUACCCAGACGAUGAGUUCCAGCACUUCUACCGCUGGACGUCUCCGCCUGGCAUCCUCAAAAUCAUGUCCAUCAUCGCCAUAGUCUUGUGCGUGGCCAUAUUUGCCUGUGUUGCGUCCACAUUGGCUUGGGACAGUCAGGGAGCCAUGUCUGGCUUCGGGUACGGGGGAGGAGGUUACGGCGGCGGAGGAGGAGGUUAUGGUGGAGGCUACGGCAGCUUUGGAGGCGGUGGUUAUGGAGCUGGAAACAACUACGGCUAUGGUGGAAUUGGCGGGAACUACAACGACCCCCGGUCGGGCAAAGGGUUCAUGAUUGCAAUGGCAGCCAUCGUCUUCAUCUUCACCUUGGCUGUCUUCAUCAUCAUCGUGUCCCACCAGAGCCUGGCGGAGAGCAGGAGGUUCUACUUGGCCGUGUUGAUCCUCUGUGCUGUCCUGGCACUGCUGAUGCUUAUUGCCACCAUCGUGUACUUGAUGGCCGUCAACCCCACUGCCCAGUCCUCCGGGUCGGCUUAUGGUAACCAGAUUGCCGGACUGUGUGCUCAGUUUAAGCAACCGCAGGUCUCAGGAGUGUUUGUCAAUCAAUACCUGUACCACUACUGUGUGGUGGAGCCACAAGAGGCCAUUGCCGUGGUGUUCGGCUUCCUGGUCACAGCCGCUCUCAUCAUCAUGCUCGUCUUUGCGCUGAAGACCCGCCAGAAAAUCAGAAACUACGGCAAGAGCAACAUUUUCUGGAAAAAAGUGAAAGUCAUUGAUGAAGUGACACCACCUCAGGAUGUGGAGGCGUGGGUGAACAACGUGUCUGCUCCGCCGGAAGAGAUUCCCGUCUCAGCCUAUCCUGAGAACCUGAGAGGCUCCAGGAGCUAUCUGGACGAUGAAAGCAACUACGAUAAGCCGCCCUUGAGCUACACCCCGCAGCCUGUGGUUGAAGACCUGCCCUUGCACAAUGGAGCUCCUUACAGCAGCAGCUCAGAAGUACCAAGUUCAGCUGGGCGACCCAAAAAGAGGCGGGCACGUCGGCCACGUGCCGCCAACGGACAGGACUACGACACCGACUACAACUCCUCUGGAGACGAGUUGGACGACAACGACUUCGACAGUGAAUUUCCUCCAAUCAGAAAUGAGCAGGAGCGCUCUUCCUACAAGCAGGAGUUUGACCGCGAGCAUCAGGAAUACAAGGACCUGCAGGCGUACCUAGACGGCAUCAACAAGGACCUCUCAGAGCUGGACAGAGAGCUGGACCGGCUGGAGGAGGGAAGCCCGCAGUACCUGGACGCUCUGGACGAGUACGACAGGAUGAGGAGUGUGAAAAAGUCUCCAGACUACCAGGUGAAGAAGCGCCGCUGUAAACAUCUGAAGUCCAAACUGAAUCAUAUCAAGAAGAUGGUCAGUGAUUAUGACCGCAGGGCCUGAGCACGUCUGAUGACUAAUACGGCUGUCCAGCAUGGAUCAGAAGGGACUACUUUCUGUAGAACGACGAUUUACUACAGAAAACCACAGUGACAAUGGGCUGGUUUUACUUAAGCAGCGAAAAAACAAAUAUUCUUUCAUGUGUUGUAUCACUUUUUGUAUCAUUGGUGUCUUAUAUUGUACAUAUUUAUUUUGCCUAAAGAGAUCGAAGUGCUGUCCAGUGGAAGAAUUCCACUUUUUUUUUUUGAGUGAAUAUGAAUUUUUUUCCUCCCUGCAGUAAAUCCUUUCUUACUGUCUUUUAUUUGGAUUUUUAAGUUUCUGUCAUGUUUUAUUGUAAUAUGAAUAUGUAAAUAUGUGGGAGGUGUAUGUGGGAGGAACAUUGUGUAGUUUUAAAACCUCUCUGUAGCAAUGACUUGGCUGACCACACGGGGGCAGCAACAACAAUAAAUAUAUCAGUCAUCGUCGAUAUAAGAUGCAAAUUUCACCCCACUUGUGGGACAGUGGUUUUACAAGACGGACUGUCCCCACUCACUAGGAGAAUACUGUCAUUAGCGGACACGACUGAUCUAAAUGCCCCGUGUGCUUAGGAGUGGCAUUACUACAUAGACUGGGUUAAAGACACUGUGAUGACAUUUGCCAUGCAUUUUUGAUUGAAUAAAAACAUUUAUUCAGCACUUUUUUAAACACAAUGACGGGCUCUUUUCAAAAUUGCUGCUGAUGGCAGGUUUUUACAGACAUUUAUGCUUUUUAAAGCUACUUUGUGGAGGACUUAGUGAUGCCUAAUGGCAUAGUUGCUGCAGUGCAGAGUGCGAUGGUCGCCCUGACAUCCACUGACAAUUAUUGUACUUAUGUUUUUGACAUUAACAUCAUCCAUUAAAUUAAUGUUCUGGGGUUAAAUCAACCUGAGGUUUUUGCUUUUAUUUUAGAUGGUAAGGAGUGAACACUUUUGUUGGGAACAAACACAAGAAUGUCAAAAACAGCAGCUGGGCUGUGCCGGGCCUCCGGGGGGGAGUGGUGAAAGAUUGUCCAUGUCUUUGUCAGUGAGUGUAUGUUAGGGCCAAUCCCAAUGUUCACCCUACUCACUACCACUAGCCCUCACUCACUACCA
Molecule: messenger RNA, 4576 nt
Organism: Cololabis saira (Pacific saury)
Lineage: Eukaryota; Metazoa; Chordata; Actinopteri; Beloniformes; Belonidae
Gene: marveld2a
Product: MARVEL domain containing 2a
Exons: 18
Coding region: 205-3471 (1088 amino acids)
Biological process (GO): bicellular tight junction assembly
Cellular component (GO): cytoplasmic vesicle; apical plasma membrane; bicellular tight junction
Source: RefSeq, a predicted model, not a curated record